AUGUCUUAUUAUACACAAAAUAAUGGAUAUCCUAAGCACCACCACUUUACAAAUCGCAGAAUUAAACUAAAUAUUGGUGGGUUCAAGUACGAAACGAAACGAUCAGUUCUGAUAAAUUGGCCUGAUAGUCGUAUUGCAAAUGACAUUGCGGAAAAUGAACCAGACGAAUUAUUCUAUAAUCGGGAUGGCCACUUGUUUUGGUACAUUCUACAAUUCUACCGAACAGGACUAAUUCACCUCCCAUUAGGAAACUCUUCGUCGCCUUGUUCGAAUUGUGGUCAACCAACUUUUCUCGACCAUCUCAGAAGAGAGUUUGAAUAUUUCCGUAUGCCUUUUUCGGAGCCCGUCGAGAAUCGCAAGAUGGCAUCAUCUAACAUUAUGGAAUCAUUGAUUGCGUCCAGGAUUGAUGAAUUUCUGAGUGUAUUGAAAAAAAUUUUUAUGGAAGUUGUAGUCGCAAACGAGACAAAAGUAGAGAUUACUUUUGCCAUGAAAAAGACGCCUCCCGAAGUUAGAAUCAUCGGAAAAGAAAGGUUAAUGAGAAAUUCUUACCUUUAUGAAAAAAUCUGUGAGAUGGUCACCCCGUUUAGCGAAACUGCCACAAGGAUUCUCGAUAUGUUUUAUCAAGAGAUUGGGCAACAUAUGGAGGAGAACUUGCCUGGUUUGAUGUGGCGAGUGGAUAGAAAUUAUUCUUCGGAAAUUGGCAAUUUCCACAACAUUCGAAUGCAGUACCAAAGUGAGGGAGGUAUCAUUCGUGACGUCGUCGUCGCGAAUUCUAAGCUUGCCAAAGUUAUCAAAAUGUGA
This is a messenger RNA of Ambispora gerdemannii, 801 nucleotides long. Lineage: Eukaryota; Fungi; Glomeromycota; Glomeromycetes; Archaeosporales; Ambisporaceae. The record is from the annotation of a GenBank genome assembly.